Python bivittatus (Burmese python) is the source of this 3268-nucleotide messenger RNA. The record is from RefSeq and is a predicted model, not a curated record. Lineage: Eukaryota; Metazoa; Chordata; Lepidosauria; Squamata; Pythonidae.
UCUGCCCCAAGGUUCGAGGGCCUCUGCCUCCUCUCGCUGCUGGUCACGGAGAGCAGCUCGGAAGCCUUCUCGCAGAACUGCCUGAGCUGGCUGCGCAGCCUGCAGCACCUGCUCCAGUCCCAGGAUCCACCCGCCACCAUGGAGUUGGCCGUCCUCGUUCUCCGGGACCUCUUGCAGUAUUCCUCCCAGCUUCCGGAACUGGCCCGGGACAUUGGCACCAAUCACAUUCCUGGACUCCUUACCUCUUUGCUGGCCCUCAAACCAGAGUGCCAGCUCUCUGUCCUGGAGGGAAGUAAAGCGUGCAUGGUGUUUUAUCCCCGAGCCUGUGGCUCCUUGCGAGGCAAAUUGGCGGCCUAUUUCCUGUCUUGCGUGGAUGCAGAAGCGCCUCACCUGCAGCAGCUGGCCUGCGAGUGCUACGCGCUGCUGCCUUCUCUGGGCGCAGGUUUCGCACAGGGACUCAAGUACCGGGAGUCCUGGGAGCAGCAAGUUCAUUCCCUUGUGGCCACGCUACACCGCUUCCUAGGCACUCUCUACGAGGGGGCAGAGACAGAAUCUCUGCACUACGACGGGCCUGGAGCGGAGAUGCUGCUGCCACCGCGGGACGAAGAGGCGAACUUUCUCCUCCUCGUCAAGUACCGGUUCGCGGGUUUGGCCAAAUGCCUCUGCAGGAUGCUAAGCAACGACUUUGGAGCUCCUGUUGCAGUUCCUGCCCAGGCCAUCCUAGACCUUGUUUGUCGAGUUCUUGACGUCUCUGCAAAGAACAUUAGCUGGUUUGGCGAUGGGCCCCUCCGGAUGCUGCUCCUCCCCUCGGUCCACCUGGAGGCCCUGGACCUCUUGGCUGCCCUCAUCUUGGCUUGUGGCCCUCGCUUGGUGAGGUUUGGGGGAGUCCUCUGCCGCCUCUUCCCCCAGGUCCUGAACAUGUGGCGCGCCGGCCAGGAUCUCUCUCCUGGGCUGGAGCGGCCGUACAGCGCGGUUCGGGCUCGCCUGUACCGGAUCCUGGAUCUCUGGGUGCAAGUGACUGGAGCAGCCUCUGGGGUCUUGCUGGGGCACGGCAGCCAAAGCGAGGCCUUGCUGGGACACUUGAUCAACGACAUCAGCCCCCCCAGUGACACCCUUAAGAUCCAGCCGAGCGCUGACUCAGAGGGGAAGCCCAGCGCUGCCAAGAAGCCCAAACUGUCUGCUGUGGGAGGCCUUGUGACCCUGCUCCGCAAGCACGAUCCCCAGGCCAACAGCGAUGUGUGCCUUGCGGCCUUGCAAGGUCUGAGCCGUGCCGUCCUCCUCUCUGGCAGCCUUAUGAAGGAGCAGGUCCACGUGAGGUUGCAAGAGCUGGUGAUCCCACUGCUGAUCCGGCUGGGCCAGGCUGAGUUGCCCCACGGGUCCCCGUACGCCAGUGCCAGCUGCCGUCGUGAGCUCUACCAACUCCUGCUGGCCUUGAGCCUGGCUCCCGCCCCUUCUUGUCCCCCUCCUCUGCAUUGCACCCUCCGGCUGCUGAGCCAAGGGCGCACAGAUCCCAACCUUCUGGUCUCAUCUUUCUGCACAGAGGCGGCCAUCAUCUGCAAUUCCCUCCUUCACCCUAGGGUGCCAUCCUUGCAGCUCCCCCUGGCUAGCCCAUCUGCCCACCUGCCCAGCUCCUCGGAGGUCUCCCCUGCUGCGGCUGCCGCCACCGUGUCCCCCUUCUGCCCAGCACUCUCACUGUCCUUCCCGGCCGCCCGGCCCCCACCUCCGGCUCCAGCCCCUAUGCCUCUCCCUGCCAACUCACUGGGCCUACCCCUGCCCAGGCUCGCAGCCACCCAGCUCCCCCCUCGCCUUAUCCCCGAGGACCCUGCGCCACCUCAGUCUCCUGGCACAGCAGAGGCGGCUGCCUUAGCCACAGGAGCCAAGCUACGGCGCUCUGUCUUCAUCCAUUAUGACAAGGAGGAAGAGGAGGACGUGGAGAUCUCUCUGGAGAGCGACUCGGAUGACAGCGUGGUCAUCGUGCCCAAGGGGCAGCUAGGGAAAAUGGCCAGCACCCUUGGCUCUGGUGCAGUCCCAGUGACUGCUCCAGCCCCCGCCCCCCUGCCCGCCCCCUCUGCUGGCCCUCCUCUUCCUGCGUCCCCCUUGGUGGCCUGUGAAGAGGCCCCCUUGGAGCCCCCUGCGUCCCUUCCCCUGGGGGUCCCACCGCCUCCCUCAGCAGCAGUGCUCCCACCUUCCCCAGUCGCGGUUGCUGGUGAAGCCCCCAUUCCUGCUCUUCUGGAGGAGGACCCCACUGUCAUCAACAUCAACAGCAGCGAGGAGGAGGAGGAAGAGGAGGAGGAAGAGGAGGAAGAGGACUUCCCUGAGGAUGAGGAGUACCUGGAUGAGGAAGAGGAAGAGGAGGAAGAGUUUGACGAAGAGGAGGGGGAGUUUGAGGAGGAGAUGGACGAGGAGGAGGAAGAAGAUGAUUUUGAUGAAGAGGAGGGCCUGACGGAGGAGGAAGAGGAGGAGGAGGAGGAGGAAGGCCUGACUGAGGAAGAGGAAGAGGAAGAGGAGGAAGAGGGGCUGCCUCCUACUUUGCCCCGUAGGAACGAUGAUGAGCCUCCAGCGCUCUUGCCCGUGAAAGAUGGGCCGCCCAAGCUGGAGGAGGAAGAGGAGGAGGGGGCCGGGCUCCUUAUGGAGGUCGACGAGGAAGCCUUCCAUCCCGCUGAGGAGGAGGAGGAAGAGGAGGGAGACCGGACCGUGGGGGCCCUGCUGCUGCUGAAGGCGGAGGACGCAGUCUCGCCUCUGCUCCCUGGGGCCCAGCCCCUCCCUCAGCCUGCCCUGCAGGAAGGGCCCUCCCCGCUUGCUGCCCCCGUGGACCAGGAGGGUCGCUCCGAGGAGAAGGAGGGUGCAGCGGAGGCGGCCUCUGCAGCUUCUCUGCAGCAGGAGGAGGCUGUCCAAGCAGGCUGCAGCGGGGAGCAUGCGGAGGCUGGCCCAGAGUCAGGGGCCGGGCAGGGGGAGUCAGAGAAGCAGCUGCUGCAGCCGGACGAAGAGGUGGUAGAAGUGAAGGAGGAAGAGGGCGGCCCCGCGGAUGAGGCGGAAGCCAUGCUGGCGGACUUCGUGGACUGUCCCCCGGACGAGGAGAGAGCCCCUUCCCAGGCCUGCUCCUGAGAGGGCCUGCUCCGAACAGCCCGCGGAGCACGCUGCGUUUUCUUUUUUUACUCUGGCCGAUGAGGCUCAAUAAAGCUUUUCCCUGGUGCGUGUGAGCUGAGUCUGGGUUGCUGUGGCGGCGCGGUCGAGGGAGGGGUGCCCGCCUUGGCUCGGCUGGGCAGCG